Molecule: messenger RNA, 1404 nt
Organism: Mangifera indica (mango)
Lineage: Eukaryota; Viridiplantae; Streptophyta; Magnoliopsida; Sapindales; Anacardiaceae
Product: transcription initiation factor IIB-like
Exons: 8
Coding region: 123-1094 (323 amino acids)
Biological process (GO): transcription preinitiation complex assembly; DNA-templated transcription initiation
Cellular component (GO): transcription preinitiation complex; nucleus
Molecular function (GO): TBP-class protein binding
Source: RefSeq, a predicted model, not a curated record
AACCUGAUACUGAGGGCCCCCGUAAGAAAUAAACAGAGACAAAACGCUCAGCAGACUGAUCUGAUUGGUGGUGGUGGUGACUGUAGAGAGUGAAAAAGACAAGGAGUUGUAGUGGAGUUACUAUGAUGGCAGACUCGUUUUGUCGAGAUUGCAACAGACUGACGGAGAUAGUGUUCGACCACUCAGCUGGGGACACCAUUUGUUCGGAGUGCGGUCUGGUCUUGGAGGCUUACUCCGUCGAUGAAACCUCUGAGUGGCGCUCCUUUGCCAACGACUCCUCUGGCCACGACCCUGUUCGUGUUGGUGGACCCCUCAACCCUCUCUUGACUGACGGCGGGCUUUCUACUGUUAUUGCCAAACCAACCGCCGGCUCCACCCAGCUUUUGUCGGGAAAAUGGCAGACCCGUGGUUCUACUAAUCCUGAUAGAAAUCUUAUUCAGGCAUUUAAGUCUAUCUCUGACAUGUCUGAUAGGUUGGGGCUAGUUACAACCAUAAAGGUAGUGUGGUGGUCAUCAAGCACAAUGUUGCACAUUGCAGAUGAUCGAGCUAAUGAAAUCUAUAAGAAGGUAGAAGAUCAGAAACCUCUUAAGGGACGGAAUCUAGAAGCAAUAGUGGCAGCUUGCCUGUACAUAGCUUGUAGACAAGAAAACAAGCCCCGGACUGUGAAAGAAUUUUGUUCUGUUGCCAAUGGGACAACGAAAAAAGAAUUGGGACGGGCAAAAGAGUUCAUUGUGAAACAUCUGGAAGCAGAGUUGGGCCAAUCUAUUGAAAUGGGAACCAUACAUGCUUCAGACUAUAAACGUUUUGGUUCCAAUCUUGGAAUGAACAAUCAAGCUGUUAAGGCUGCUCAGGAAGCCUUGCAGAAAUCUGAAGAGCUUGACAUCAGGAGGAGCCCAAUCUCACUAGCAGCUGCUGUUAUAUACGUCAUCACUCAACUGACAAAUGACCCAAAGCUUCUCAAAGAUAUUUCUGUUGUUACUAGAGUGGCUGAAGGUACAAUAAAAAAUUCCUACAAGGAUCUUUAUCCUCAUUUGUCACGAAUAAUACCGGAUUGGUUUGCCAAUGAGGAAGAUAUCAAGAGUCUGCUGUACUGAAAUUGCUUAAAGGCGAUGGCUAUAUUUCCUUAUAGCCUCCAUAAAGCUUGAUGCCUUUCUUCAUUUGAGAUGAAAAAUUCAAGUCCUUGCACCUCUAUGUUAGUUAAAAUUGUCAUAUAAAUACCCGCCGUGUCAGUGGUCUUUACUAGAAACAUCAGUUUAGUAGCAAUAGCUUUAUAGCUCCAAGUGACAAUGGUUGUUAAAAGCUCUACUUCCAUAUUUCUGUCUGCUGCCUGUAAGAAGUUUCACACCUCUAGACUACUAUUUUCCAGUUUCUUCUUCAGUACAUGCUUCCAAUUCUUGUCCAUGA